Messenger RNA from Alternaria arborescens, 717 nucleotides. RefSeq lists its product as hypothetical. The transcript has a single exon. Bases 1 to 717 code for a protein of 238 amino acids. The record is from RefSeq and is a predicted model, not a curated record. Lineage: Eukaryota; Fungi; Ascomycota; Dothideomycetes; Pleosporales; Pleosporaceae.
AUGUCUGCUAUCGCGACGUCCAAGAUACAAGUUCGCAGCAUCAAACUUGAUAGCGUGCAAACAUUUGGUGCUGUGGGAAUCGGAAGACUUGAGAAUAUAGCACCCUCGCUUCGCCAUUUCGACUACGCUUUCGAGAAGCUAGGUACGCUGCAGUUGCAUUUGAGGGAUCUGCGGUCUUCACACUCGGGUUUCGAAUUGGAGGCUCCACGCGCACCUUUUGUAGUACGGUUCCUGGCCAAGGCGCGGAAUGUGAAGAGACUGGAACUCAGCUGCUAUAGCAGUUUGGAUGGCGAUGUCUUUGGGGAGAUGGCACGACAUUGUCGGUUUGAGAAGUUGGAGACGUGCAAACUGUCGACUAUGCGUAUACAGGCGGCGGAAGAUCUUCUCGCUUUUCUUCAGCCAUCCGAGAAGACGCUUGCUACUCUUAGUCUGGUCAACAUUCGUCUCUCUGAUGAGGUUACUACGUGGAUGGAUCUUCUCAGCACUAUCGCUUCGUCAGAGGAUGUUCUACCAAAGCUAGAUAAUUUUUCUCUAGGAAACAUGUUUACCCUAAACAGGUUCAACAUUUGGUUGAAAGGAAAGAGAGGGUUGUGCUGUGUUGGCGAGGACUGGCGGGGCCAGUUGUUCGACGCCAUUAGCGAAAUCGAGGAGCGACCCCCGGAACUACCAUGGGGUAUGGUCGCUGUUGUAUAUCCAUUUGUUGGGUUUAGCGUGUAA